UUGAAUGAACGUUUGUAAUUCAUAUUGCCAACUUGUUGAUAAAUACCCCUUUCUACUGUGUGAAUGCCAUGGACAAGUCUGAGUUACGAAUAGAGUUGUUCAUUCUCUGUCGGAGAUGUGUGAGGUUAUCUUUGUUCUCUGUACUAGAGUCGAUCAACCACUUGCAGUUGAAAGUUUUUGGUAUCUGGAAAUUUUGUCUUCUCUAUAAACCUGUUUUAAUUAUUUUUAUUACUAUACAAAACAAAUAAUCUGUGAUUCUGGACUUAUUGUUUGUAACCUAUUUGGCAUUUGUUUGACUAAUAUUUUAAGAUUUUGAGGUUAUCCGUGUUUCUCUCCUUUCUUAUAUUUUUCCUUUAAAAUGGCAUCCCAUGGCCGAAUUGAAGAUAAAAUUCUUAAAGGCCUGGAGGAUAUUGGUUAUUCAGGACCAUUGUUGAAGUCCGCCAAUCUACAGUCCGGGCCAAAGGAUGUAUUAUACACUACAUUGGUGAGUUUUUUAACUAACGAGAUACGGACAUUGCUAGGCAUUGAUGAAGAAGUUAAUGCCAUUGCAUCACCUGAAGAUUCAGUAUCUUUUGUAAUGGAAAUAACAUCAUUUCUGAAGGAGCUCAAUUGCCCUUAUAAGGGCUUAAUACAAGGGCACUUAUCUGAAAGGUUACAGACCAUAUCUGACCGAUUGCUGCUGGUUGAUUAUUUAAUUACCGAACUUAUGGCAGCGCGGAUUUUGCAGGAGGGUAAGCCAGAAAAGAUUGAAAUAAAACUGCAAGAGACUCCCGAGGGGGCCGAUAUGAGAUUGAUUUUGCAAACGUUACGAUUCCCGAAGCCACCAGCCAACAUUAGUGUUCAACAACUGUUUGACAAAUUAGAUACAACGGUACCCAUUGUGCUGAAAAAGGCGGGAGCCGAUCUGAUUGGCCAGGGCAUUUUUAAUGGUUUUUUGUCUGACAAGCAGUGGGAAAUACUCAAGGGAGUGCAAGCCGAUUUGAGUCACGAGUAUAAAUUGCGACGGGAGAUGAUGUUGACGCGAUUGGAUGUGACUAUACAGUCAUUUCAGUGGUCAGACCGAACAAAAGAUAAGGACGAGCUAUUUGAGAAAGUCUACCAUGAAAAGCGCAGGCUGCUAAAGGUGGAACCCGACGUUGAUAUCUCAGAUUUAAUCGCCUCAAGGAUGGAUUUGGCGAUUAUCGAGAAAACCAGCAGCGCCUCGGUUAGAAAAAACACCAAAACGCCUUUAAACAAAGUAAUUAUCGGUCAGGUGCCGGACAGAGGUGGAAGAAGUUGGGAACAAGCGCCGCCACCGCCCGAGAUGCCUUCUUGGCAGCAGAACCGGUCCAGUGGACCAAUGACGGGAGGAAGGGGUGGUGGUGGUGUUAGUGGAGGUGGCAGGGGAGGGGCGGAAGGUGGAGACCAGAGUUUUUCUUCUCGCGGCAGAGGAGGUGGUUAUCAAGGAAGGGGUGGUUAUCAAAACAAAUCAUUCGAUAAUAACGGUGGUUAUCAAAACAAAUCAUUCGAUAAUGACGUAGGUUACUCAAAUCGACGGGGUGGCAACAACAGAGGUUACGACAAUAGAUCCUUCGACAAUCGAAGCGGUUACAGCGGAGGAAGCGGCGGUGGUUAUGAUUACCGUAGCCGCGAUAGUUAUAAUAAUUUCAACCGGCGAGAUAGCGGGGGCAGCCAGGGUCAAGAGUACCAACAAAAUAAACGUCCCAAAACGUACGACUCUUUUCAGGCGAACAAACAAACUUACACCGAUCAAUAUGUGCAAGACAACCAACACAAUCAGCAGUACCACAGAGGCGGUGGAAUGGGCAGGGGCGGGUUUCAAAGGGGCCGGUCCAGUUACCAGAGAGGCGGAGGUUACAGAUGAGCGGAAUGGAUCCUUUGUAUGUUCAGAUCUGACUUUAAUCCUCCUCCUAUAUUUAUAUUUUGUAUUGCGUUUAUCAGUAGCCUAUUGGUACACUUGAUUUUGAUUUUAUAAUUAUAAAUUUUUUUAAUACUUCUGUACAAAUCGCUUUUUCCUGUCUAUUGCAACUGGAAUAAAUUAUUGUCAGUCGUGAUU
Messenger RNA from Cylas formicarius (sweet potato weevil), 2056 nucleotides. Its product is annotated as protein FAM98A. Lineage: Eukaryota; Metazoa; Arthropoda; Insecta; Coleoptera; Brentidae. Gene Ontology annotation, cellular component: tRNA-splicing ligase complex. The record is from RefSeq and is a predicted model, not a curated record. Bases 359 to 1864 code for a protein of 501 amino acids. The transcript is spliced from 8 exons.